This is a messenger RNA of Zingiber officinale, 1215 nucleotides long. RefSeq names its product pathogenesis-related genes transcriptional activator PTI6-like. Gene Ontology annotation, molecular function: DNA binding; DNA-binding transcription factor activity. The transcript has a single exon. The record is from RefSeq and is a predicted model, not a curated record. NCBI's taxonomy places the organism in Eukaryota, Viridiplantae, Streptophyta, Magnoliopsida, Zingiberales, Zingiberaceae. Gene Ontology annotation, biological process: regulation of DNA-templated transcription. The coding region runs from base 245 to 1069 and encodes 274 amino acids.
GGCUUCUUCUCGUCUUCCUUGGUUGGGUCCCUUUUUUUCCAGUCAAUUUUCUUCGCUUCGUCUUCGCGUUCUGUGUCUCCCCUUCUCCAAUUUUCAGUAUAAACCCUAGUCAAAACCUCACUCGAUCCUUUGAUCGGUUCUAAUUAGAGAAUUAGAUUACUGUUUGUUUCAAUUGGGAGCAUGAAUCUUUUAGAUCUUUGAUGAAAUUGCGGGUCUUCGGCGGCCAGAUCUGUGGCUCUGAGCGAUGAAUCUGCCGCCUGUUGCCCUCUGGAAGGGCAGUCCGGCCGCCGCUCGUGAUGCUCCGGUCAAGUUCUCCGAGCACAUCACUUCCACCAGGAAGACAGUCCCAGCGGUGGGAGGGAGUAGACGCCGGAGGAGGGUCGUUCGCAUACGCUGCACCGACGCAGACGCCACCGAUUCCUCCAGCGACGAGGGGGAGGAUAGUGUCCUGGCUACUCCCCGUCGUCGGAUUAAGAGGCACGUCCAAGAGAUAGCGAUCGAGGCGGGCGUCCGGCCCCACCCUCGCCGGUCACCGACGCCCGAGCUUCCUCGCGAGGCGGGGACGGAUGAGUCCGGACAGAAGAGGUUCCGCGGCGUCCGGCAGCGGCCGUGGGGCCGGUGGGCAGCGGAGAUCCGCGAUCCUUCGCGAGGGAAACGGCUCUGGCUCGGGACCUUCGACACGGCAGAGGAAGCCGCCGCCGUGUACGACGCCGCCGCCGUCAAGAUCAGAGGCGGCAAAGCCGUCACCAACUUCUCCUACCACAAAAUUCCCCCCUCCUCCACCGACAGCAGCAACUCCUCCUCCGCUCGGGAUGACUCCUCCGACAACCCCUUCUCCUCCCCUACCUCCGUCCUCCGCUACGGCUCGGACCCCACCCCUUUCGACUUCCUCAGCUUCAGCAACGUCGACGCCUUCGGCCUCAGCGUCGACCCUCCACUCCACUUUCCCGAGCUCUAUCUCCCGGUCGGGGAGCAUCAGGCGGCGGACGAGGAAUUCGCCGAGUUCGACGCAGGCGACUUCCUCCCCGAGCUAGUAGCGCCUCAAAUGACGAUACUACCCUCGUCUUAAGAUCUUAAAUUUUUGAGAGUUAAAAAAAACAAAAAGAAAAAUGUUCAAACGUGAGCGAAGGUGUGGAAUUGUAUUAUUAUUAUUAUUAUUAUUAUUAUCAAUCGUUGUGUGAUGGAAUAAGUGUGGAAGAGACACUUUUCUUGGAU